AUGGCUUUCAUUCUGCUGCAGAAUCUUGGGCUUACUCAUGAGCCCUCUCUUGAGAUUCCUUCAGGCAAAACAUCGAAUUCUGAUCCAGGUGCCGAGUCCCAACAUGACAUACAUGCACCCUCAUUGGCCCUUCAACCAAGCAGGCCCUCCAUUCAUGCAGAACCAGAGUCCUCUCCCUCCACCAAUCCUCAUGCCAUCGAUGCUCAUAAUUCAUCAUCUGUUGAGCCCGUUGCCCCUACGAACACCAUUUAUCUGGUAUUUUCAAGCCCAAUAUACAAAAUUAUUUUGCUACUAAGUACUCGCUUCCUCUUGCCUUCACAACUAUGUUGGACUGAUAUGGAACCUGUGUGCUACACUCAAGCCUCUCGAUCUCCUUAUUGGCAACAAGCUAUGGUUGAAGAGUUUAAUUCCCUUAUUAAGCAAGGCACUUGGACUUCGGUUCCACCUCCACCCCAAGUCAACAUAGUUGGAUGUAAAUGGGUUUUCAAAAUCAAACGUCAUUUCUGA
This is a messenger RNA of Prunus armeniaca (apricot), 507 nucleotides long. Lineage: Eukaryota; Viridiplantae; Streptophyta; Magnoliopsida; Rosales; Rosaceae. The record is from the annotation of a GenBank genome assembly.